UGGGAGACAGAAAGUCAAACCCUUUCUGCUGCAGCAAGGCUCCUCCUCAAGAUGGGCACCGUGCACUACCUCCUGCUCUGUGCUGUCAUCAUCCUACCUGAGACUCCUGCUUUACCACUACAACUGAAAGCAGAGUCAGGGAGCAGCACGGACCUUGAGAAAGUAAAGGGCUAUCUUGAUAAAUUCUUUCCAAUUUUCACAAAAACACAAAACCUAAGCAUAGAAGAAAGGAUUAAAGAAAUGCAGAAAUUUUUCCACCUCACUGUAACUGGAAAAUUAGACACAGAAACAGAAAAAAUAAUGAAACUGCCCAGGUGUGGUAGGCCCGAUGUAUCAAAUUACCAAACAUUGCCUGGAACUCCAAAAUGGGGAAAGACAAAUUUAACUUACAAGAUUCUCAGUUACACAGCUGAUCUACCCAGAAGGAAAGUAGAUGAUGCAAUUAAAAGGGCCUUGAUGGUAUGGAGUGAUGUGACUCCACUGCAGUUCCGAAGAGUCUACCUGAGGCGGGCAGACAUUGAGAUUAGAUUUGCACGUCGUGAGCAUGGUGAUGGAUAUCCUUUUGACGGAAGUGGUGGCACACUGGCCCAUGCUUUUGAACCGGGAGAAGGGAUUGGUGGAGAUGCUCAUUUUGAUGAUGAUGAAAAAUGGUCAGAGAUCAAUCAAGAUAUCAAUUUGUUCCUCGUUGCUGCUCAUGAAUUUGGCCAUUCUUUGGGACUUGAUCAUUCAAAUGUCACUGGAGCUCUGAUGUACCCUAUCUACUCAUAUCAGAACCCAGAAACCUUUAGACUUCCAGAGGAUGACAGGAGAGGAAUUCAGAAGUUAUACGGGAAAAAGCCAUCAAGCUCUUGAAGAAAGUGCUUAAUGAAGAUCAGAGAAUUCACAUCUCAUUGUUUUGGUGUUCUAAAGCAAUUUUAAUCCUCUGGCUAAUCAAGAUAGUAAACUCCUGAGCUGCACUUUCUCUCCCUGAAUUUUUAUAUUGAUUCAUUUGCACCUUACACAAUUUCACCUAACAAUAAUAAAAGAAUAUUU
Messenger RNA from Sturnus vulgaris (Common starling), 1032 nucleotides. RefSeq names its product matrix metallopeptidase 7 (gene MMP7). Gene Ontology annotation, cellular component: extracellular matrix. Lineage: Eukaryota; Metazoa; Chordata; Aves; Passeriformes; Sturnidae. The record is from RefSeq and is a predicted model, not a curated record. Gene Ontology annotation, molecular function: metalloendopeptidase activity; zinc ion binding. Gene Ontology annotation, biological process: proteolysis; collagen catabolic process; response to hypoxia.